Ctenocephalides felis (cat flea) is the source of this 543-nucleotide messenger RNA. RefSeq lists its product as uncharacterized. The transcript has a single exon. The record is from RefSeq and is a predicted model, not a curated record. Lineage: Eukaryota; Metazoa; Arthropoda; Insecta; Siphonaptera; Pulicidae. The coding region runs from base 1 to 543 and encodes 180 amino acids. Gene Ontology annotation, biological process: iron-sulfur cluster assembly. Gene Ontology annotation, cellular component: cytosolic [4Fe-4S] assembly targeting complex.
AUGAAAAAAAGCAUUGUUAAAAUUAACUACACUCCUACAAUACCGCACUGCAGCAUGGCUACUCUAAUAGGUCUAUCCAUCCGUGUAAAAUUAAUCAGGACUUUAGCUUCAAGAUUCAAAGUUACUGUAGAAAUCACACCUGGGACCCAUGCUUCUGAACAUGCUAUUAAUAAACAAUUAGCCGAUAAAGAACGAGUGGCUGCAGCUAUGGAAAAUAAGCAUUUGUCAGGGGUCAUAGAUCAGUGUAUAUGCUUUGAUGAUACGACUAGAGAUAAUAAAGUAAUUGAAGAUGUUGUCGAUGGUAUGAAAAGACAAGUUUUUGGAGAAACUUAUGAGUUGCUGGAUAAAUUGAAUGUAAAAGUUGAUACUGUGGGGAAGUAUGAUUUUUUGAAAGAGUCUGACCCACAAUUGUAUAGAGAUUUUAUAUUUUUGGAAAAUGUUAAUGAAGAUUUGGUUAAUAGAUUAAAAACAAGGCAUGUGGAAAAGCCUAAAGUUACAGAGAAGGAUAUUUUGGCAGAUUUAGAGUACUUAAUGGCGUGUUGA